CAAUCGCAUGACCGGAUAUCAUCUGACAUUUGCGACUAAGAUUGAAGUUGAAUGUUUAAUGAUAGAAAAUAUCAAUAGUGACAAAAUGGCUUCCAAUAUGGAGGGUUCAAUCCAUAGAGGAUGUGACUUUAUUUUUGACUUUUCUUGUUUCACCUGUCAGGAAAAUGACAGAAACACAGAGGCUGAAUUUUACUGUGAGGAAUGUUCUGAAUUUUACUGUAGCAAAUGUAUGGAGUAUCACAACUAUUUUUACAAGAAGCAUGCCAUUUUGAGCAAAGAAAACAUGAGCCUAUGGCCUAAGACUGAUGUGGUUGAACAAGGGAAAUGUAAGGAGCACAGGAAAGAAAAACUGACCAUAUUCUGCGAGGACCACAGUGAGCUGAUAUGUCAUGUCUGCCAUAUCCAUCAUCAGAAAUGCAGUCAUUUGGUACUAAUAUCUGACAAAAUGAAACAGCUGAAUCAAAAAGGAGACUUCAAGCAGUUGUCAGCAACUAUUUAUGCACAACACCAGCAAUUGAUACAUGAGAAAGAUGACUUAGAGGAGAAUAUUAAGUCUCUUGAGAAAUCGUACACAACAAUUCUGGAAGAAAUCAAGACUUUACGAAAGACAAUUAAUGAUUCUUUGGAUCAACUGGAGAAAAAUACCAAGAAGGAGUUGGACACACUUCUGGUCACAAUGAGAAAAUCAAUUCAAACUGACAUUGAAGACUGCACUAAGUCCAUCACAAAUAUUACAUGCCAUCAUGAAGAUUUCUUGAAAAUAAAAGACAAAAGUGAAGCACUAAGUUUUAUCAAGUACAGAAAAUGUAUUGACCAGUCCCUUGAGGUAGAAUCAGCUUUACAAGAAAUGGCAACAGAGACUGAAAUGAGAAUUACCUUUAGACCUGAUACAACCAUCCAACAAACCCUGUCCACUCUUUCAGGAUUGGGACAAAUACUGAGAACAGUGAAACAAUCACACCCUGCUAAAAGGACAACACAGAACACGGAUAGCAGACAGAAUAAGCCUAAAGAAACCACCCAGUCUGACCCUGGACACCAAACAACUUUAGGAUUCAAGGUAAACAAAUCCCAUCCAGAAUCUAGUACAUCUAGAAGUUAUAGCCCUGAAAACGGAACAAAUGAUCUAACAAAGUCAGGCCAGGUAUCUGAUCCAGUAUCAAGUUCAUCACACCAGCUGGUCCAGAGACAUCAACCAGCGGCAGUAAAGAAAUCUGAUAAAAUCAUGAAAGUGAAGAGUAGUAAGAGGUACAGUGUGCAGAUUAAGGAUGAAUUAUACACAUGCUAUAUAAAUGGUAUCUGUGAGACAGCUUCUGGAGAACUCCUCCUCACAGACCAGAACAACAAUACAGUGAAGCUCAUGGAUCAAACCUACAAGGUGGUGGCCCAGUGUGUCUUGCCUUUGCAACCAUGGUCCAUGUGCAGCAUUGACUCCAGUCGGGUGGCAGUAAGUUAUGGGUGGGAUAAAUACAGAGGUUCUGGCAGGGGGAAUUACCAUGAAGUCCACUUCAUCAGAGUGAUCAAUGGACAGUUGAUAAAGGGCAGGAUACUGAAGCUCCACCGUUACUGCAUAGGUAUUGCCCAUCAGGAUGGUAACCUUUACAUAACAGAUGGUAGAGCUCUUUAUCUCUAUACUCUGGAUGGAAGUCUGGUGAGGGAGAUGUAUAAGGAUACAUCAAGCUACAAUACAGUUACCUCCUGUGCAGUGAGUCCAGAUGGAGACAGGAUAUACGUGUUCAACAACAGUAAACAGCUGGUCAUACUGUCCAGGGAUGGCACAGUGAUCUCCACCUUGACUGAUAUUUCACUGAAAUCCCCUUCAGAUGUAAUACCUGGCCUACAUGUGACAGAUUUAGGACAAGUUCUGGUAUGUGGAUUUUCUACGGACACAAUUGUCCAGGUGGACAGGGAUGGGAGACAGAGACUGGCAGAGGUGGUCACAGCGAUUGAUGGAGUCGCUCGCCCUACAUCUGUCUACUACAGCAAAAACACAGGCUCAAUCAUUGUGGGAAUGGUGAACAAUUAUGACAUCAUAGUGUUUAAGGCAGGGUGACUGUUUGAGUAGGAUGACGUUCAUGUAUAAUAAUUUUGAGUAAAUCCAUGAGAUCAACAUAAUUGACAUUACGCUACCUUAUAUUUUGGGACAGGGUAAAAUGUCCCGUACUAACAAGAUCAAAUUGUAUUUUCAAUUUCCAGAUAGCAAAAGCUCCCCUCCCCACUGCAUUUACAGUUGAGUUUUUACAACUUGUGAUGCUAGUUUCAUCUGCAUACCUUAUACUAUGGUAACCAUAUUCCCUAUGUUUUAAUGUUUAGUAUAGGAACUGCUGGUCUCUUCUGUUGCAAGGCACAGUCUGUUUCUCAGAUAUUUCAACAGUUGCCAUAAUAAAUAUUAAUUCAAUGUUAAGGGCCUAUCAGAAUCAUUAUCCACACUAUCACAACAUCCAAAUAUGAAAGGGUAGGCAGAUUUGAAUACAAGAGGGCCAUGGGCCCUAAGGCGCUCACCUGAGACCCAAAGGAACUAAACUAUUCUGGGAAGGUGGAGUUCAAAAUAACAAGGGCUGUUUGUAAAACAUGCAUGCCCCCCUAUAUGGGCUAUAAGUUGUAGUAGCAGCCAUUGUGUGAAUACGUUUUUUGUCACUGUGAAUGGUGGUGGUGGUGGUGGUGAUGGUGGUGGUGAUGGCAGAAGAAAUAGUAGUAGUAGUAGUAGUAGUAGUAGUAGUAGUAGUAGUAGUAGUAGUAAUAGAGUAGUAGUAGUAGUAGGUGGUGGUGGUGGUAGCAGAAGAAAUAGUUGUAGUAGUAGUAGUAGUAGUAGUAGAAGUAGUAGUAGUAGUAGUAGUAGUAGUAGUAGUAGUAGUAGAAGUAGUACUAGUACUAGUAGUAGUAGUAGUAGUAGUAGUAGUAGUAGUAGUAGUAGUAGUAGUAGUAGUAGUAGUAGAGCAGUAGUAGUAGUAGUAGUAGUAGUAGUAGUAGUAGUAGUAGUAGUAGUAGUAGUAGUAGUAGAGCAGUAGUAGUAGUAGUAGUAGUAGCAGUAGUAGUAGUAGUAGUAGUAGUAGUAGUAGUAGUAGUAGUAGUAGUAGAAGUAGUAGUAGUAGUAGAAGCAGCAGCAGCAGCAGCAGCUGCAGAAGCAGCAGCAGCAGUAGUAGAAGUAGUAGUAGUAGUAGUAGUAGUAGUAGUAGUAGUAGUAGUAGUAGUAUGCAUUACAAAAAUGCAGUUAGCCUUACAUUUGGUAAAAUUUAAAUAUAUUACAAGGGAGGCAAAUCUGUAACAAUAAAUUUAAACUUAUUGCAUUUUUUUCCCCUGUAGUGUAUUACCUCCCCUGUCCUGCUAAUAUUUAUAUUAAUUAACAAAAUUAAACAUUAACACAAUAUUUAACAUACAAAAUAUACAAAAAAUCUCAUAUUCUGAUAAUAUUUUUACUGAUUCACUGUAUUUUACUAAAAGGAUGAUGUUUCAUUGGACUGAUAAUUAUAGAUUUAGGAUUACAGACCAGUUGCUUCAGUAAUAUUGUUCAGAGUGUGCCCUGUUGGCCGCGUAUGCAUUCUUAAAUUAUCAUUCAAAUGAAAGUUUUCACAAAAUAGGCAAAAACGAAUAAACAUGCAAAGUUCAACGAGCUCCUGCGGCCAUGUUUUUUGACGAAUCAAAUUUCUUUGAACAACUUUUUCAGGGGAGCCUUCGAAGGUCAUUCCUGUGAAAUUUUUUGAAAAUCUGAUGAGCGGUUUCUGACAAGAAGAUUUUUUAAGGUUUUUACCAUAUAUGGUCAUGGCGGCCAUCUUGGUUAUGUGAUCAAUUUUUUUUUAACAAUUCUUUUGUCCCAUGACCUAGGGAUGCUCCACAUGAAAUUUAGUUGAAAUUGGCUCAAUGGUUUAGUAGAAGAUGUUUACAAAUUGUUUACAGAUGGACGGACGGACGCCGGACGCUGAGUGAUCACAAUAGCUCACCCCGAGCUAUCGCUCAGGUGAGCUAAAAAGCCAGGAACAGAGAGAAUCUGGGGAGAGUGGAAUUGAGUGUAUACAUGUAAUAGUACAAAAACUGUGAGUGAGUUAUUAAUUUAAUUGGUAACGAUGUAUAUAUUUAUAAUCUUAGUGUCAAUAAAAUGUAGUCUAUAUACUGUAUUGUGACUAUUGAAGAUAUUAACUAUCUCCAUGAAAAUUGUAACACCAAGACACAAAUUCCACAUUAACAUUUGUUAACUGUGCAAUGAAAGCACGAUUUACAGUUCUUAUAUACUGGACUUCCACUGCUUGACCACUUUUUACAAAUUAAGUUCUAAGUUGCUAUCUCGAAUAAUUACCAAGACAUGUUCUGGAAAAAAAUUAAGUAUAAAAUACACAAAGGGGGCAAUAACUGUAAAUAUGGAAGAAAGAGUAGUGUCUUUGUGAAAGUUACAUCCCAUCCCAUCUAUAAGAUCUACCCACCUAUUAAAUCUCAAAUUGAUACCUUGUGUAAUUUUCAAGAUAUGCUCCAGAGAAAAAAAAAAAAGGUAACAACUUUCAACUUAAUAGAGAACAAUCUCAUUUGGGGGAUGUGCAGUGCAUAAGGACCAUAAAUCUUGCAAUGAUAUUUUUAGAGUUAUUUCUCUUUGUUUAUUAUUUUACAACUUUCAACUUAAUAGAGAACAAUCUCAUUUGGGGGAUGUGCAGUGCAUAAGGACCAUAAAUCUUGCAAUGAUAUUUUUAGAGUUAUUUCUCUUUAUUAUUUUACUUUAAUAAAUCUUCCAAACAGAAUUAAAAAAAAAAGUUAUUUCUUAAACAAUAUGGGAGCAAUAGUAACAGUUUUUCAAGUAAUGUGCCAGGAAAAAACAUAUAUGCAAAAAGGGCAAUUUUGUAUUGGUGCAUUUAUUUAAUAAGCUUAUUUUGGCCUUUGAAGUUAAAGCUGGAAGUAAUACAUAUUUCUUUAAUCUAAUCGCUGGUCUCACACACUUCUGAUAAAUACCAGUCGCAGGUCAUCUCUCUCAUAAGUACCUCUUGAUUUCUGCAUAUUGCUAUAAAUCUUUUCAUUUCUGCAAAUUGCCAAAAAUCAUGGUCACUUCUGCAAAUUUCCAGAAAUUUGCAUAGUCUUAUUUGAAUAGUAUACAAAUGCAGUUUUGGGGAAAAAAAAGGGAGAACAGAUGGAUGCUUUGAAUAUCGACUGUUGAAAACUUGUGCCUUGUAUCAACACUUUUAAUUGUACUUAUCAUUACCAAUUAUUAGAGUGUAUUUCUAAAUGUACUUUCUUGAAUAAAUGUGUGAUUGUGAAAUAAAAUUAGUAGAAGACA
Molecule: messenger RNA, 5254 nt
Organism: Dreissena polymorpha
Lineage: Eukaryota; Metazoa; Mollusca; Bivalvia; Myida; Dreissenidae
Product: E3 ubiquitin/ISG15 ligase TRIM25-like
Exons: 3
Coding region: 8-2053 (681 amino acids)
Biological process (GO): positive regulation of DNA-templated transcription
Cellular component (GO): chromatin; nucleoplasm
Molecular function (GO): zinc ion binding; ubiquitin-protein transferase activity
Source: RefSeq, a predicted model, not a curated record